UAAGCGGGAGUUGGAUCCCUGACCAUUGCCCAACCUCCGUGAGUAACUCCGGAGGCACUCGAGGGGGUGGUGGCUGGGAGGGACUUGCGCUGCAGACCGUGUGGAACUCGGGAUCCAGGAAGCCAGAAGCUUCUCCACCCGGAGAACUGGGACAUGAGACACUUCUCUCCAGCGCGGGGCCCAGGAAAGGCCAAGAAGAAGAAGGACUUACGGAUAUCCUGUGUGUCCAAGCCGCCCGCGCCCAACCCCACCCCCCCUAGGAACCUGGACUCCCGGACCUUCAUCACCAUUGGAGACAGGAACUUUGAGGUGGAGGCCGAUGACCUGGUGACCAUCUCGGAGCUCGGGCGUGGAGCCUAUGGGGUGGUGGAGAAGGUGCGGCACGCCCAGAGCGGCACCAUCAUGGCUGUGAAGCGGAUCCGGGCCACCGUGAACUCCCAGGAGCAGAAACGCCUGCUCAUGGACUUGGACGUGAACAUGCGCACGGUCGACUGCUUCUACACCGUCACCUUCUACGGGGCCCUCUUCCGAGAGGUGGGCCUUGGCAGGAGUGAGGGAGGGGGGUGCUAGGCUAGGGGCUAGCAGCUCAGACACCCUGUCUUCCCUCUGUCACACACUUGCCCCCAGGCCCCAGCCUGAAGCCACUUCCGGUCAUUCUGGGCCCCAGCAGACACUUGCUGAGUGCCCCUGAGUGCCGGGCGCUGGGCACAGGAGUGAACGGGCCCUGCCUAUCUGUGGACAGCAGGGCAGGGCUCUGGAGAGCGCAGGCCUCAGAGCCAGACGCCUGUCUUCUUUGCUUCCUGCUUCAGUUUCCUUGUCUAUGAAAUGAGACCAGUAAUUGUACCCACCUCACAAGGUUGUCAUGAUGAAAUGGUGUGGCCGGGGGCCUGGCGUUCAGUGCAUGUGCCACCAGGUGGUGUGACCACCUGCCUGAGCAG
Myotis lucifugus (little brown bat) is the source of this 938-nucleotide messenger RNA. Its product is annotated as dual specificity mitogen-activated protein kinase kinase 3. NCBI's taxonomy places the organism in Eukaryota, Metazoa, Chordata, Mammalia, Chiroptera, Vespertilionidae. The coding region runs from base 154 to 570 and encodes 138 amino acids. Gene Ontology annotation, biological process: MAPK cascade. The transcript is spliced from 5 exons. Gene Ontology annotation, molecular function: MAP kinase kinase activity; ATP binding. The record is from RefSeq and is a predicted model, not a curated record.